CAGUAAAGAGCAGCACCAGUAAAACAAACUAAAAACCAAAAAUGGCCAAGAUUGCUUUGAUCUUCUUCCUGUUCGCCCUGUUCGCCGUGUGCAUGUGUGCUCGCGUGCCUCGUGAGGAGCCCACCAAGCCAGUUGAGGCUCAGCUCAACGACCUGCUGGCAAAGUUCAAGGACUUUUUCAACGACGACAGCGUUAAGGACUUCCAAGAUAAGGCCAAGGCUGCUGCUGAAGAAGGUCUUGCUGCCUUCCAGAAGUUCUCCAACAGUGUGAACGAGCAGAUCCAGAAGGCGCCCAAACCCUAAAAAUGCAGCUCUUAAGCAACGAAUUUCAAAAUCAACUCAAAACAUGUUGUUCCCAAUAAAGGUUUAAACUACAA
Molecule: messenger RNA, 376 nt
Organism: Drosophila persimilis
Lineage: Eukaryota; Metazoa; Arthropoda; Insecta; Diptera; Drosophilidae
Gene: Nplp2
Product: neuropeptide-like 2
Exons: 3
Coding region: 42-302 (86 amino acids)
Source: RefSeq, a predicted model, not a curated record